AUGCUGCGCUGCGGACCUUCUGCACUGCUGGUGCUGUCGCUGUCCCCGCUGCUGGUGCUGCUGCUGGGGGCAUCCUCCGCUGCGCCCUUGGAGCCGAGACCCUCCAAGGAGGAGCUGACCCGCUGUCUGGCAGAGGUGGUCAGAGAAGUGCUGACGCUGGGUCAGGCCCAACGAGGCCCCUGCACGGCUCUCCUUCAGAAAGAGAUGUGUGAGACAGAACCCUAUAGCUGUGUAUCCGCUGAGGAGAAAGGCUUGCUGCUUGGAGAUUUCAAGAAGCGGGAGGCUGGGAGGAUGAGGUCCAGCCAGGAGGUGAGGGAUGAGGACGAGGAGGAGGCAGCAGAGAAGAUCCACAAGUCCGAAGUGCGGGAACAGGCAGUCCGUGAGCAGCUCCACAGCAGGCUCCACCAGGAGGAGGACCAUGAGGAGGAAGACGAGGGGGAAAAGAAGAGAGGGUCCAUGGAGACCUUCGAGAGCCUGUGGAAGCAGCAGCUAGGGGAUGGAGGGGGCCCCCAGAAGCGGGUGGCAGAGCAGGCCAGUGACGAGGAGACGGCCCAAUUCGAAGCCGAGGAGAAGGGCAUGCAGGUGCUGGGCGGGGGCCACAGCCUGUGGAAGGGGGCAGAGGGCAGGGGAAGAGAGAGGUACAAGGCCUUGCUGCACCACCACCAUCACCAGCCAGAAACUGAGCCCAAACAGGAGGAGAAGGAAGAGGCUUCGGAGAGGGAGGAGCAGGAUGUGGAGCAGCUGGAGCACGUGAGAGAGGAGCUGAAGAAGGCUGCGGAGGUGCUGGGGCAGGAGCUCAGGAGGGAGGGCUGACUCCUGACCUCAUGUCCUCCUUCUUCCUGACACACCCAUCGCUUAGGACUGUUGACCCCCAAAGCCCCCGCCUCACCUGGUGCCCCACUCCACUCCUCAGCCUGUAGGAGUUGGGGGAAGGCCUUGGA
This is a messenger RNA of Pteronotus mesoamericanus, 941 nucleotides long. It is a transcript of the gene CCER2, whose product is annotated as coiled-coil glutamate rich protein 2. NCBI's taxonomy places the organism in Eukaryota, Metazoa, Chordata, Mammalia, Chiroptera, Mormoopidae. The transcript has 5 exons. The coding region runs from base 1 to 813 and encodes 270 amino acids. The record is from RefSeq and is a predicted model, not a curated record.